AUGGCCUCCUGGAAACAGCUCCAAGACAAUAUCCAGAUCAUGGGAGCCGGCGUUGCUUUAUUUUUGAAUUGCAUCCUGAUUAACAUUAUUACUAAGCAUUCACCAAAAGAAAUUGGUGAUUAUAAAUAUUUGAUGUUAUUUAUUUCAUGUUUUGAAAUAACAUAUUCUCUGCUUGAUGUAUUAGUUCAGCCUAUGUUCCACUCAUUCCAAGCAACAUUUGUGUUAAUCGUAGACACAUCAAUGUCUAAAAUUGAUAAGCUUUUUUGGCAAACUUUUGCAUUUAUCUACGCUGAUUUCUUCGCAUCCACCAUGGCAAUAUUCUCCAUUCAUUUUGCAUAUCGGUACUGGGCUAUCAGCGGUGUUAACGAAAAUAUGUUGAAAUGGUUUCGAAGGCCUCGAAUUUUCAUUUGGCUUCUUGCACCAUGUUUAUUCUCGGCAAUUUGGACAAUUGAUAUCACUGCUGGAUGCCUUCCACGCAAAAGUUCAAAUGAUUAUUUGAGAGAUAGUAUGUCGGAAAGACUUGGCUUGAACGUCAGUGAAAUUGUAUAUUUUGCUCCAUAUUUUUAUGAGUUCAAUGAGAAUGGUGAAAAAGAAAUUUUUUGGCCAGCUCUGGCUGCACUCUUUUUGAACUCAUCUACUAUUAUUAUAUCUCUUGUGUUUUCAAUCUACUAUGGAGUAAAAUGUUGGCGAAGAAUGCACGCAAUUUUUUCCAGUUCCUCUUCCCAGUUUCAAAAUAUUCAUAGCCAGCUAUUCUACGCUUUGGUUGCUCAAACAAUGAUUCCAGUAUUCUUAAUGCACAUACCAGUUCUCACAAUGUUCAUUUUUUCAUUAAUGGAGAUUGAUGCUGGAUCUUUCAGCAGUAUCGUAUCAAUGACAAUUGCACUAUUUCCAACUUUAGAUCCACUGCCAACUAUGAUCAUUGUGUCUCAAUAUCGGAAUGUGAUCAAGAAUUACUUUAUAUCUCGGUUCAAAAAAUUCCGUAAUUCAAAGUGCGGAAAGUUUCUAAAAAGGAAGAAAAAAAGAGUAAACCGCAAUACGGCUGUCGUACUCCAGAGCUAA
This is a messenger RNA of Caenorhabditis elegans, 1059 nucleotides long. RefSeq names its product Serpentine receptor class r-10 (gene str-214). Gene Ontology annotation, cellular component: ciliary membrane. Lineage: Eukaryota; Metazoa; Nematoda; Chromadorea; Rhabditida; Rhabditidae. The record is from RefSeq and is marked reviewed. The coding region runs from base 1 to 1059 and encodes 352 amino acids. The transcript is spliced from 4 exons. Gene Ontology annotation, biological process: detection of chemical stimulus involved in sensory perception of smell.